CGAGUGAGUGAUUUUUUCUCGGAAAUGCAUUAGCCAAAAUAAUAACAAGCCCAACCCACCCUUACUGAAAUAUGGCAGCUUAUCCUCCAACAAGUACAUUUCAACCGGGAACAGUGUCAACACCUGCAACAAAAGUUGAGGUGUCAGUUGCCUGCAGGAACCUAUCUGACAAAGAUGUGAUGUCCAAAUCAGAUCCAAUGUGUGUUUUGUAUACAACUCAGCUUGGUUCCAAACAAUAUGCUGAGUAUGAACGAACAGAACAAGUGAAAAACAGUCUAAAUCCUGAAUUUGUGCACAAGUUUAUCUUAACAUAUUACUUUGAAGAGUGUCAACGUCUUCGCUUUGAAAUUUAUGAUGUGGAUUCAGCAAAACAAGCCCUUGAUAAGCAUGAUUUUCUAGGUAGUUUAGAUUGUACACUUGGAGAGAUUCUUGGAAGUUCCGGUAAUAAGAUUAAAAAACCAUUAGUUGGUGUUUCGAAAAAAGGUGGAGAAAUCAUCAUAUCUGCAGAAGAAGUUAGUGAGUGCAAGGAUUUGGCAACAUUCACAAUGCGAGGGCAUAAGCUUGACAAGAAGGAUUUCCUUGGCAAGUCUGAUCCUUACCUUGUCUUUUACAGGUGCAAUGAGGACAACAGUUACACGAUUGUCCAUAAGACGGAGGUGAUUAAAAACACCCUUGAUCCAACCUGGCGUCCAUUCAGCCUGAUGGUUCGAAAGAUAUGCAAUGGCGAUUACGACAGGUCUAUAAAGAUCGAAUGCUAUGAUUAUGACAGUGAUGGAAGUCAUGACCUCAUUGGAGAAUUUACUACCAACAUGCGACAACUGUCUGAGGGCAGCAAACGUUUUGAGUUGAUUCAUCCGAAGAAAAAAGAAAAGAAGAAGAACUACAAGCAUUCUGGUACCAUUGAGCUGACAAGUUGUCGGAUUGAGAUGCAGCCAAGUUUUCUCGAUUAUAUCAAAGGUGGAACGCAACUUAAUUUUACAGUGGCCAUCGAUUUUACAGCCUCAAAUGGUAAUCCAACUAGUUCCAACUCAUUGCAUUUCCUUGAUCCAUACCGCCCAAACCAUUACGCUCAAGCUAUCCAGUCUGUGGGAGAGAUUGUACAGGACUAUGAUACCGACAAGCUCUUUCCGGUGCUUGGCUUCGGUGCUAAGAUUCCUCCUAACGGGCAGGUGUCGCAUGAAUUCCCAGUGAACUUCAAUUCCCAGAAUCCAUUCUGUGCCGGCAUUCAAGGAAUAAUGAAUGCAUAUCAGAACUGCAUCCGUCAAGUGCAACUCUACGGGCCAACUAACUUUUCUCCUGUUAUCAACCAUGUUGCUAAGUUUGCCGCAGCCUACCAUGAUGGUUCUAACUACUUUAUCCUGUUGAUUAUUACGGACGGUGUCAUUUCGGACAUGGACCUCACCAAAGAUGCCAUCAUAAGGGCUAGUGGUCUACCGAUGUCCAUUAUCAUAAUUGGUGUUGGACCGGCAGAAUUUGACGCCAUGGAAGAACUUGAUGCCGAUAAAGGUCCUUUGCAAAACCAUGGUAAGGUUGCUCAGAGGGAUAUUGUGCAGUUUGUCCCAUUUCGCGAAUACAUUGGUGGCGUUGCUAGUGGGAACCUUCUUCUGAGCCAGGCGAGACUAGCAAAGGAUGUGUUAGCCGAAGUGCCAGACCAGUUUCUCUCCUACAUGAAGAAACAAGGAAUAAAACCGAAUGCAGAGCCCCAACAGAACCAGUCGCUACAGGUACAGGCUACAAUGUGAAAUAUUUCAGGGAAAUGCAAAGAUGAGUAUCAUAUGAUAUGAUGACCAGCUUGAGUUUUGUGCAUCAGAUCUUACCAUUUCUGCAGAUUUUCCAGAUAUACAGUAGUCUAAAGUUGUGACACAAGCACCUUCUACUUCAAAGUGGUAUGAAAGAAUUUAAGAAUAUAAAAAGUUGUUGCUGAAAGAUGGCCAGUUACUGCAUGAGCCAUUUUAUAUGUGGUGUCAUGAAAUCUGUCUCUUGGAACCAAAUAAUAGCAUCGUUUUAUUAAUUAUCCUAAUCCUUCAUUCUUUGCAAUUUGCUAUUUUUAUCAUUCCAUCUUUUGUGUGAUAUCUAGUAUUGUGUGUGACAUUUGUUGUAGACGGUUAAGUUAUCAUGUUUUUGCUUCCAAAUGAAAAUGACUUAUACAUGUUGACCAAAAUUUAGAUUUAGACCAUUUAUGAAAUGUGCAGUACAGUUAAAAGUCCUUGCUAUGACACUGAUAUUUUUAACCACAGUAUUAUAUGCACCUAUUUUGCUACAGCUGUCAAAUGAACUUAAAGUAGGCGAAAUCAUAAUUUAAAAAGUUCUAUCUCGUGCCAAACAUCUACAGCCUCAACAAUGUUUGUAGCCACGAACAACAAAGCAUUAACAUUUUUGUAAGAUUGCAAAACCUAAAAAAGUAUAUUUAACCUAUAAAGUAUAUAUUUAAGUGUAAUUUGUUGUAAUAUGUAUACCUAAUGUAUGUAUAUAUUCUUAAUUUUUAAAUGGUAAUGGGCAUACAAUCAAGCAGACAUGCUUCCAAAUCCAAAGAAAUUAUAUGAAUUGAAUCUUGGAAAAUUAGAAAAACUCACUGGGGUUAACACUCAAAAAAACUCUUUACCAGCUCUUGAUAUUCAUUAUACAAAGCACAACUCCAAUGUGCUUCAAGGUGUUAUUUUUAUUUAUCUACCUAGCUGUUACCUAUCAUUUACAUCUGAUAUAUCUACACUUCAUUUUAAAUUCCUGUGCUCAAAAACAAUUUUGCAGACUUCCACACUUCUGCAGAUCUCUACUAAUGAAAUUCAACACGAUCUUCAGACCCAGGGGUCCCAAAUCUUCUGGAAAUCGGAACAGCCUCCCGCACUCCCGCAAAUUUUGCAUGUUCACUGUCGUACGUAUUAUCAAUUCUCAUGGAAGCAUUGCUGAUGAGUAUCACUUUGUGCAGCAAAGUAAAAUUAAAUGUGUUAAGGAAGCUCAUUAACCAGAUAAGUGGCGCAGGACAGCCGGCCCAAGUCUCCUAAUUAUUUCAAAAUGAUUAAAAUGAAAAUGGAGUAGAAAAUAAUCAAAUUUAAGAGUCACUUAGAGGUGCCAUAAUCAUAAAUUAAUUGAUAAACAUUAUCAAUGGCGCGGGACAGCCAGCCAGAGUCUCCUAAUUAUUUCAAAAUGAUUAAAAUGAAAAUGGAGUAGAAAAUAAUCAAAUUUAAGAGCCAUUUAGAGGUGCCCUAAUCAUAAAUUAAUUAAUAAACAUUAUACCUACGAUCAAGUAAAGAAGAAUUAAAUUAUAUUCAAUGCCUUGGAUAUUUAUUUGUGACUAUAUUGUUAAUCAAGGUUAAAGUCUUCUGAGAACAUGAUUAUACCUUUUGACAUUAUUAUGUCUAAUACUAACAUUUAAUUAAUUCAAUUUAGUUUAAAACUAAUUAUCAUAUAACAUUUGUUUUUUUGUUUUUUUAUCUGUAAACUGUUCAUUGAGACAAAUGUUUUUAUUUCUCUUUUCUACAGUAGGAGUCAUAAAUUAUUAUUCAUUGGAUUAUAUUAAUGUAUUAUCAAUAUCUGUAUAUUUUGCAAGAGGAUUUUUUAAAAUGUAUUUUGGUAUUUUAUAUUGAUCGUAUUCUAAAAUAGGUUUGUUGAUAUACCAUACUAAUAAGAUCAACAUUUAUAUUGUAUUCUUUAAAUUGUAAUGGCUCUGUCUAUAUAUAUGAAAUUUUUGUGUAGAACAUAAUGAAGUAAUUAAUUAAUUUUUACUAGUAGAAGUAGAUCUUUUUUAUCAGUAUUUUAUUUUAUAUAAUAAUUAAAACAAAUCAAUAUACAGAUAUGGAUGGACUUUUUCAGCAGUUCUAUCAAAUUUAGCAACUGACCAAUCAGAAUUUGGCUACAGACACGCCCACAAGCGCACAUGUUUACAUACGUUGACCAUGCCAUUUUUGUAGAUCUUAGUAACAAUAUCCAAGGGGCGUGUGUUAGUGGAAAUUUCUAAUCAUACACAUAAAUUGUCAUAUUUUUUGUCUGUCAGACGUUGAUAGUGUGCUUCUUGUAGAGAUUAUCUGAUCAAACAAUGAUGCCUUUCCAUGUCUGUUGAGAUUAGAACAAUGCUCUGCUUAUUCAGGUAAAGUUUGAACGAACAUGAUAACAGUAAAAAUAUAAAGAAAUGUUUGGAAUCGAUUGUAAAAGUGUAUUGCCAUGUCUGUUGGUAAUAAGAAUAAUGCUCUAAUUAUUCGGACAGAGUUUGAACAAACAUUGUAAUAGUAAAAAAUAUAAAGGUUAAAGUAAAUUGAAAGUAUAUUAUAUAAUCAAAACUUCA
Messenger RNA from Anneissia japonica, 4279 nucleotides. RefSeq names its product copine-8-like. The transcript is spliced from 17 exons. Gene Ontology annotation, biological process: cellular response to calcium ion. The coding region runs from base 72 to 1742 and encodes 556 amino acids. NCBI's taxonomy places the organism in Eukaryota, Metazoa, Echinodermata, Crinoidea, Comatulida, Comatulidae. Gene Ontology annotation, molecular function: calcium-dependent phospholipid binding. The record is from RefSeq and is a predicted model, not a curated record. Gene Ontology annotation, cellular component: plasma membrane.